AUGGCUUUUGGUAGGACUUCAACGUCGGUGUCGACAUCAUCAUGGUUUGUUGAGAACUAUAAGAAAACCGUGGGUCACAAGUUUCGUGAUUUCAUUGCAUCAUGUGGUCAUUACAUAAAGCCCUUCAAGAAAUACUUUCUUCCCAACUUUAUUGCAGUUCACUAUUUCUAUAUCAUAUCACUAACAAUAUUAGGUUCCAUUUUAAUGUACCCUGUUCAUAACUUCCGUUACAUCGACAUUUUAUUUCUAGCAUGUGGUGCUACUACUCAAGGCGGACUGAACACCGUGAACGUCAAUGAUUUAACCCUUUAUCAACAGCUCAUCAUAUACCUGUUGUGUUGCAUUUCAACACCCAUCGCAAUACACGGCUGUCUAGCUUUUGUCAGACUUUAUUGGUUUGAAAGAUACUUUGACGGUAUAAAGGACCGGUCCAAGAGAAACUUCAAGAUGAGGAGAACGAGAACAAUUUUACAGCGAGAGAUGACCAAGAGGAGCCACCAGGCGACACACACAUUCAACGCGAGAACUUACAGUAGUGUCCAAACACAACGGUCGAACGCGGUGCAAGGGCCCAAUGCGGCGGAUCCCGACUUUCAAGAGAAGCUGUUCAGUGGUAGGAAGGUGAAUAGGGACGAACAGUCGUUUCACUCAGAGGAGUCUCAAGAUACGAACUUACCAGACCGAAUGAAGAUAGAUAACAGUUCGGGGUCAUCAACGGGAGAUGGUACUCAUUAUACAGAAACGUCGUCGUCGUCGACUAACCACGCGGGCGAACGCUUUGCCAGCAGAAGAAAUUCCACCGAUAUUACUCCUGUGGAUAUGUAUAGGUCGAUCAUGAUGUUCAGAGGACAGCAUCAGGACCAAAACGAAGAAGGGGAAGGUCCUGCCCUUGUAAUCAAGGGCCGUAACGUUGCAUCGGAUAUACAGCGACCAAAACAUAAACCCCUUCUUCAGGACAUCCAAUCCGUAGAUGAGGGUGACGAAAGCUCCACAGAAGAGACAUCCCAAAUAUUGCGGCCAAAAUCCUUGAGUUCAGGUAUCAAUUCACAAGAAGACAGACCAACCUUGGGCGAGACUCAUGUGGGGGGGCAAGACUCCAACAGUAUAUACACUGAUAGCGAUGAUAUGAAUCACACCGUUGAUGAUGAAGUGGAACCACCCAAUGCCAGUGCAAUCAGCAGCCAAGAAUUAGAACUUUUUGAACCGGGCUCAGACGUAAACUUUUCAAAUCGUUCUAUCAAUAACCACUCUGUUUCUGACUCUAAUAUAUCAAGCGAAAACGUAAGGGAUUACAGGGGCUCAGACUAUGAUGAUGAUAAUACUGGGGACGAUGGUAAUGAUGAAAUUAGUGACGAUGAGGCCGAAAGUUUAGACGAUAGCCUUUCCAGUGGUUCGCAGACCGAUGCUAACACACCAUUAGAAACAGGACCCUUGGAGUAUCCUGACAACACUCAGCAUAUUUCCUUUAGUAACGAUGAUGAAACGAGGAGACAACGAGGAGUAACAGUUAACCAGCGGAACCGAGGUAAGUUGGAAGACUCCUCGGUUCGCCCUAAGGAGGGGCAGUCGAUUCAGUUCAACAUCACUGCUCGUCCCAAGAGACGGUAUCAGAUACAGGGAGCCAAAAAAGCGAGGAACCCUUAUUAUCAUACCAAGAAAAGGCCUGCUAAGAGAUUGCUGUUGAAACAACUGAAGAAGGGUAAGAGACUAAGAGAGCAAUUGCAAGGAAGAUUAUCAAGGGCAACCACAGAUAAAGACGAUUACCCUGAUAAUUUUAGCGCCCCAAGUACCGACCCCCGACCACGGGCGGAGAUACUAGAAAACAAGGGAAAUAAUGACAUGGAGGAAUAUUUUGCUGAUGAUGAGACUGAUGAAGACAUACCCUACGAUAUUUCUCCAGAGGAACUUAACAGGCUGUCACAGACCCCUGACUUUCAAAAGAUGAUCUAUAAAAACUGGAAAGCCAAACACAGAAAAACCGGAAAGCUUGGCAAAGCCAGCCGAACAUUGGAAAAAACACUCACCAGCGGCUCGCAUUCGAAUUUCCCUAGACCUCGCCGUAACCACCAUCUUUCCAAUGAUUUUCACAAAAAUAAACCAAACAACGGCGAUGCUGGGAACUUAUCUUCUGAUGAUAGCUAUGGUUCUGUUCUGGACAGCGAACGAGGUACCGACUACUACAACUAUAUCGAUACUGAGGACCAAGCCCAACACGGCAAUCAUUUUGAGUACAACUUCGACCAAAACAAUUUAAAUCUACCAUUGAACAGAACCAUGAGUACAAACUAUUUGUCCUGGCAACCGACGAUUGGGCGUAACUCUACUUUUGUGGGUUUAUCAAAAUCACAAAGAGACGAACUGGGUGGCGUUGAGUAUAGAGCGAUCAAACUUCUUUGCAAAAUAUUAUUGUGCUAUUACUUUGGUUUCCAUGUGAUGGCGUUUGUUAUGAUGGUUCCAUGGAUCUGUGUAAAGAAAUACUACAUUCACAUUGUGAGGUCAGACGGUGUUUCUCCAGCAUGGUGGGGAUUUUUCACAUCAAUGAGCGCUUUUAGUGACCUGGGACUCACUGUUACCCCGGACUCAAUGACUUCGUUCAACAAGGCAAUAUAUCCCCAAAUAGUAAUGAUGUGGUUCAUUAUUAUAGGCAAUACAGGGUUUCCUAUUUUACUACGGUGCAUCAUCUGGGUGAUGUUCAAGACAGCGCCGGAACUUUCUCAGACAAAAGAAAGUUUAGGUUUUCUUCUAGAUCAUCCACGCCGUUGUUUCACGCUACUAUUCCCAGAGGCUGCAACAUGGUGGCUACUUCUAACUUUGCUGUUUUUGAACAUUACAGAUUGGAUUUUGUUCAUAAUUUUAGAUAUGGGCUCUGCUGUACUGAAGCCGCUCUCGAGAGGUCUUAGAGUGUUGAACGGGCUUUUUCAGGCCGUUUCUACAAGAACGGCUGGGUUCAGCAUCGUUGAUUUAAGCAAAUUGCAUCCUGCUAUCCAGGUUUCUUACAUGCUGAUGAUGUAUGUGUCAGUGCUCCCAGUGGCAAUCUCCAUAAGAAGAACGAACGUCUACGAAGAACGAUCCUUGGGGAUGUAUGGAAAGAUAGAAGAACAUGAUGACGAGGACGAGGACGUUGACAGCAGCGAUACCGAAACAAAAACAAAGAAAUCCAAGAAGAGAAAAAACCGGAACAACCUGGAGGAAGAUGAUGAAAAAAAGGACCACGUAUCAACGAAAUCCUUCAUUGGUGCCCAUUUGAGAAAGCAAUUGUCUUUUGACUUGUGGUUUCUGUUCCUUGGCCUGUUUGUGAUAUGCCUUUGUGAGAAUUCCAAGAUUCAAGAUACGACUCGACCAAACUUUAACGUCUUUUCAAUUUUGUUUGAGAUUGUGAGCGCUUAUGGGACGAUUGGACUAUCCCUUGGUUACCCCGAAACUAACCAGUCGUUUUCAGCCCAGUUUACCUCCCUCUCCAAACUGGUUAUCAUUUUAAUGUUGAUAAGAGGGAGGUGCAGAGGUCUACCGUACUCUUUGGAUAGAGCCAUCAUUCUACCUAGUGAUAGACUAGAACACAUUGACCACAUGGAGGAUCUUAAACUAAGAAAAAAUCAUGGCAGGGCAGAAACAAUUGAUCCAGUAACAGAAUACGUGAAGCACUCAACAGGGGUUUUUAGAAAAAAACUAGAGAGAUUCAACACUCACGGACACAUUCCGUCCCACAUAGGACCUUCAGAUGAGUUUGAAAUGACUAAUCAGAAUAGGCGAAGGAUGGAGCACCAGACAAUGUAA
Molecule: messenger RNA, 3774 nt
Organism: Huiozyma naganishii CBS 8797
Lineage: Eukaryota; Fungi; Ascomycota; Saccharomycetes; Saccharomycetales; Saccharomycetaceae
Gene: TRK1
Product: Trk1p
Exons: 1
Coding region: 1-3774 (1257 amino acids)
Biological process (GO): intracellular potassium ion homeostasis; potassium ion import across plasma membrane
Cellular component (GO): plasma membrane
Molecular function (GO): high-affinity potassium ion transmembrane transporter activity
Source: RefSeq, a predicted model, not a curated record